Aspergillus calidoustus is the source of this 3521-nucleotide messenger RNA. The record is from the annotation of a GenBank genome assembly. Lineage: Eukaryota; Fungi; Ascomycota; Eurotiomycetes; Eurotiales; Aspergillaceae.
GAUACGAUAAGAGUGCGUGUAAAUCUAUAUCUAAUGUUACGGGCUGAGCUCGCCCCUUGGAUAGACUCGGCCUAUGGCCUUGUAACCCUGGUAACGCAGAAUUCCUCCUACUGGACAUGUGAGCAACAUUGUUUUACACUUCAACGCAGCCCCCCCGCCCUGAACUUCCUGUUCUUCAACUAUUCCUUCGGUACGUAGAGGCGUAGCUAGUUCGUCAAUCGAUACGCUGCUCCUAACAUCUAACCCUGAUAACUAUAUUUCCUCUUUCUUGUUCGCUUCAGUAUCCACCCAUUGUGGUCUUGCUUCGAUGAGAAAGCUGGCUCUAGCAUAUUGAUAAUUCGCCUGGUGAUAGCUUUGUCAAUUUUGAGCCUUUUAUCAGGUCAACAUUGUAAAAUCGAAUACAGUUCAGAGUAGUCGAAUGUCGGUUUAUAAAUUCCCCAAGCGCGCCUGAGUGAACGGACAGAUACCGCAUAUCAAGCUUGCAGAGCUUUGGCAAGAUAACGCCUUCUGAAAGUAGAUUUAUUGUUGCUUUGUCACUUUGCAGAAUUACUAUCUCAACGCCACUGAGAAGAAUUUGGAUAAUAGAGGUGGAAAGGCAGUUAUAUGAUUCCAAACCACAUAGACUGAGUGAUUGUGGAUGGUGCGCCUUUCCGUAGAUUGCUUUUGAGAGGGUGGCCAAGUGUCGAGUUUUUGACAUUCCUUCGCCAUUAGUAGGCAAAUCCCAAAAUUUCUCCAGCCACCAGCUAAAGGCGUCUGUAGAUAUUCUCAAAGUCACAUGUGAUAGGCGUGGAUAGGCCUCGCCAAAACCCGCCCAUCGCCCAAGCCCGCCCACGAAAACCCAACCCGUGGGUUGGGUUGGGUCUUAGUCAGCAGACCCGUGGGCGGGUUGUCUUCUGGCAAACCCAACCCAAGACCCAAAUGGGUAACUGUUGAAUAAAGGUUGACACAUUGUGUUGAUUAUCUUGGUUGACUUGAUUUUCUUUUACAGGGGUGGGAUGCCUCAUAUAUAUGACUCCCAAUCCCAGUUAUUCCAAGCUUUCCUCACGUGAUGUUUAACAGGCGGGUUCAUGAAGGCCAAAACCCGCGUUGGGUUACCGUGGGCGGGUAAAGAAAUGGAAAACCCAACCCAAACCCACGUUUGGCGAGAUCUAACUAGGCCUGUAAAAUGCUGUUCUAUCGCAUGGCGCACGCCACAACAUGCAGGGUACCAAACGCGUAGGGCUGAUGCUGAUUUGCGGAAUGUUGUCCGCGGAGACGCGGAGAAGCGGCAACGCAACCUAUUUCGGACAUCAUGACGCAAACCACUCCCUCGGGAUCCAGGCCACCAGUAUCAUCUGAGAGAUGGCUUCAGGCUCUAUUCGUCGGCGUCUAUUUGGCCCGCAUGAUGCUUUCCAUUCUGUAAUAUGGUUAUAAAACAUCCAAAGGCUUAUAUUAUUCAUGAAGCGCGCGUCCAACUACUUAUGUUAGGAUAAUAGACGGAUUCUCUGGGUUUCUAAACAAAUAUGCAUGAUGUUCCCGCAAUCAAGCAGUAUAAUUCAGAUUGUUCGUCUAUCGCCUUGCAUAUUACGACAGACUGUGAGGCACUAUGCGACCUCUCAUGCCCUAGGCACACGCCACACUGGAGGACGAAGCUUCAACACGUUACUUGUCACCUUGACCUCGCCGAUCUAUACUUCGAGCAGGUUCGGUAAUGUCCGAAUACCUCGGUCAAUAUCCACCAAGAGCUGUCAUACACACGACGAGAGUACGAUCACGAUCUGGACACGAUUGAUGGUAAUCACAGGGAUUCUCACGGCCAGCUGGCACCUCUAUAACAGAAAACCGGGGGUUUUCCUCAUCGGUGAGGUAACGAAAACCGAACUAGGAGUCGCUGAGCUUCCACGGGAUGGGAAUGAACCAAAAGCACAAGGGUCAAGGAGUAUUUAUUUCAUAGACGCCUUGAACAAGGAGGCGAUUCGCGACCUCCCAAAAGAGACAGCCCUGCUGACCAGCGCGCCAAAUGUGCCUCCUCGCAUUACACGAGAUUACCCCGUCCUGCUUCAAGUACCACUAGAAACAAAAACAAAACUCGUCCAGUUAAUAAACAGCCACAAGUACGAGCAGUGGACUUUCAACAACACUGUCCCGGGCCCAUUCAUUCGCGCCAGGGUAGGCGACACACUCGAGCUGUCCCUGACAAACCGCGACGAGACCGGAAACCCGCAUAACAUCGACUGCCACGCUGUCCUCGGCCCCGGCGGAGGUGCCGCCCUAACGACCGUCUCCGAAGGCGAGACCAAAGCCGCCCGUUUCAAAUUGCAGUGUCCGGGGCUGUACAUGUACCACUGUGCCGCGGCGCCAGUCCCCGUGCACAUUGCCAACGGGAUGUACGGGCUCAUCUUCGUGCAGCCGGAGAAGGAGACGCUCCCGCCCGUGGACCGCGAAUACUACGUGAUGCAGAGCGAAUUCUACCACGAGCCGCCGGAGAGACUCGACGACGGGAAGCCCAGCCCUGUCGUCGAAUUCUCGUACCCGAACGCGCUCCGCGAGGAGCCCGACGUCGUCGUCUUCAACGGCCACGAGGCAGCGCUAACCAGGGAUUCGCCGCUCAAGGCGCACGUGGAUGAGACAGUGCGCAUCUAUUUUGGCAACGCGGGGCCGAACCUCACGAGCUCGUUCCACGUCAUCGGUUCGAAUUUCAACCGCGUCUAUCGCGAUGCGGACGUGAUCAGCCCGCCCGCGCAGUUUGUGCAGACGGUUGUCGUUCCGCCCGGUGGGGCGACGAUUGUCGAUAUGGCCAUGGUGGUUCCAGGGACGUACACGUUGGUCGAUCAUGCGAUUUUCCGGCUUGAAAAGGGGGCCGUGGGGUAUUUGAAUGUCGCGGGGGAGCGACGGCCGGAGCUGUAUAAGAGUGCGGAGCAUGACCCCCCUGCACCUUGCGUGGGGUGCAAGCUGCAUCCAUGAGCUACGGUUUGUUAAAACCCAACCCGCUCGUUCCACCCCGAUUUAUCGUGGAUGGUUCCUCCUUGAUAUCCGGUCAUUUUCAAGCUUCACGAUUUUCCUACACCACGCGCAAGGUAAAAUUAAAUGGCCAGCAAGCAAUGUUCUACGAGUACGAUAAAGUAUUUUGCCUAGCUUCUUUGGCUAUAUAGGAGAACGUGUCCAUAUAACUUGCAAAGUUAGCAUACGGUUUUUCAUGUCUGCCUUGUGUGGUGCUUUCUAUCAAAAGAAAGCGAGAUCCAAUCCCUUAAUAUAUUCUAUACUACUGUAUGAAGAUGAGAGAGUUCCAUCCCAGGUUGCUUUGGUUACGAUGCUCUGAUGUCCUGGCGAUCCGCCUCCGCUUUAGGGAGGAGAAGCCAAUCAUCUGGAACCUUAGUAAUAGCUCAGUCAUAAACACGGGCCCUUGGCGUUCUGAUCAGCAGCUGAGUCGGUAGCUGCGUGGGGGUUUCGAACGAUCUACCCAUCGUUGGCCUUCUUGUAGUUCAACUACUAUUUUAACAUACCCCUCUAGUUAUUGUACAACUACUAUUUUAACAUACCCC